UUGUACUUUUCGAAUAGGAAAUGAAAUGGAUAAACAUACGAUCAAGUAUUAAAGGGAGGGACGAGUGUCGCGACAGGUGCAAUUCUCAAGAGCUAGACUAGCUAGAUUGUAUGUACGAGGUCGCACGUUGAUGUUGGUCUGUCCGAAGGAACGGUGAUUUGAAAAUCGCUAUAUUUACACGACGAUUCCUGGAACGGACCAAAAAAAAUUGUAUUCUCACAACAGCAGCUUGUACCGAUCGACUUUACGGCGAGCAGAACUGUAACGCGUAAACGGCGUACAAGUAUCGACGAUAGCGCGCGCGCAGUGUGUGUGUGCCGGAAGAAAUUUUACGUUAGGAUAAGGCCUCUUGUACGACGAUAGAUACGACUGAAAAAAUGGCUGUACCGUCAGAGAACGUCAUGAAUACAAACCUCGACGAUCCUGUAACAAAGGCAGUGGUCGAUAAUAUAAUGGGUAAUCUGCCUACAAAAAAACCUCUCGUUCGAUGCGAAGACUGUGACCUUUCCUUUACAAGUCAGGCAGUAUUAGAUACACACUUACAGGGCGCACGUCAUGCCAAACAAGUAAGAUCUAAGAAUAUAAUGGCAACUCUUGAGGAAACAAAGAUCUCAUUUACCAAGGAUGAAGAGACAAACGGGCUGAAAUGCAAUGUAUGUAACGUGUGCCUGAAUUCAAUUCAGCAAUUACAAACGCACCUCAAUGGAAGCCGCCAUAAAAAGAAAUUAAUGAGAGGUGAAUGGGAUGGGAAAGAGUCCCAAGGUCCUCCAUUGAAGUCGCCUACUGGUACUAAAUUGUCUGUUGCCAGGAAAAAUGACUACCUUAAAUGCGAUAUAUGUAACAAAUUCUUCAACUCUGGAUCUCAAUACAGUGUGCAUAUGAAUUCGGAGAAACAUGCUGAUAAAGUGAGGAGAUCUUUUAAAGAUCCAAAUAAAUCCAAAGCAUUUGUUCCGUAUUGGAGAAGACCAAAACAUCCAAGAAAUACGACUCCCAAGCAACAGAUACCAUCUCUGUCACUCAGCUUUGUAUCUGGCAAUUUUACAUAUCCGCAAUAAGUUACAUAAUUUGCACGUCUCAUUUGAGUUAUAUACUU
Trachymyrmex septentrionalis is the source of this 1093-nucleotide messenger RNA. RefSeq names its product zinc finger protein 346-like. Gene Ontology annotation, molecular function: nucleic acid binding; zinc ion binding. The record is from RefSeq and is a predicted model, not a curated record. The coding region runs from base 378 to 1055 and encodes 225 amino acids. NCBI's taxonomy places the organism in Eukaryota, Metazoa, Arthropoda, Insecta, Hymenoptera, Formicidae. The transcript is spliced from 7 exons.